Mytilus californianus (California mussel) is the source of this 892-nucleotide messenger RNA. Its product is annotated as heavy metal-binding protein HIP-like. NCBI's taxonomy places the organism in Eukaryota, Metazoa, Mollusca, Bivalvia, Mytilida, Mytilidae. Bases 117 to 827 code for a protein of 236 amino acids. Gene Ontology annotation, molecular function: protein binding. The transcript is spliced from 2 exons. The record is from RefSeq and is a predicted model, not a curated record.
UUUCCUGUUUCCUUGUGUUUUCUUUAUAAUAUGUGUGCGUGGACGCAAAGUGAACAUUACUAGUUAAGGCUGCAAUUUUAAGUGGGAUAGUUGUAUUUGAUUUGGUAAACAAAAUCAUGACUUGCCGAGAAAUUAAUUUGGUUUUCCUUAUGGUAUUAAUGGUAAAUCUAAACGAAUACGGAUUUUCCGCUUCCUUGAGUGAGUUUGCCAAGAUAGUCGAUGUCGAGUUUAAGAUUCCAAAUCUCAAUGCUCAAGUUGGAAUCAGUAACGAACAUGACGUCAAACGAGUUACGAAGACUGGCAAGACAGAUGUUACAGAAAAUGACGAUGAUUUAAAGAAGGGACUAGCUGAAAAAGGACUCCAUGAAAACAAAGAACACAACUACAAAUCAAUAGAUUUACAAAAUAUUAGAAAACAGCUAGCAGGCUCAGUUGACAUAUCGUUCUCUGCGAAACUUGGAACAUCUAUUGCAGAUAUUUCUCCUUGGAAUACGGUUGUAUUUAACAAGGCGAUUACUAACAAUGGAAACUGUUACAACACCGCUACUGGUAUUUUUACCGCUCCAAUAGCUGGAACAUACUAUUUCUCCUCUACAAUAUUAACGAAAAUGAAAUCAACAGUGGAAAUGUCACUGAGAGUGAACGCAAAGGAUGAAAUGUUGAUGUACGCUUGCGCUACAACUCUAUCAUAUAAUAGUGCAACAAACAGCAUCAUUGUGAAACUGAAUAAAGGCGAUAAAGUAAAAAUUAUCAAGUACGGUAUAUGGGGAGCGCGCCCGUUUUACAUCCAUCAUAAUUGGAGCACAUUCACAGGUUUUUUGCUUUAGAAAAAUAAGCAUGAACAGAAAUAUGUAUGUCUGAAACAUCGGACUAAAUAAAAUAUUCAAUACAA